CCUUGCCAGUAUUUAUGCCAAUGUUUUUAAAUCGAAGGCCUUCUAUCCUUGUUGGAAUUUCGAAGGUUGCAAACGCUCAGUACGCUUUGUAAAUUCCCACCGUGCACAGACCCUCGAAGUUCAAGGACAAGAUUGUAUAUAUAUAUGCAUGGAGCCAGAAACAUAUUACUAUCAGAUUGGUGGCUUCCGAGCUCAUUCUGAUGGAUGGUUUCAGAUGUACGACGACAAACCAACGAUAGAUGCUAUUGCGAAUUACGAGGGUCCUGAACUCAGGCCUGGAGGCCCUGGCGCACCUAUCGAGUUGGUCUUAGGAAUUCUGCAUAAUGGUGCUUCAUACGUCCUCAUGACAUCUCAUCAAAUGUGGGCAUUCGUCCGGAAGCACCACUUGAGGCCUUCUCCUAAGAGACCGUGGAAAGUGGACGAAUUCGCUUCGCUAUCCCCGAUUUAUUUUGCUACAAAGGGUGACCUUCAGGACAAGCUCAAGACCUACAAGGUGAAAUCCCAAAAGAACAAAAAGGAUAAGUGGGACAACAGCCCUGCCAACCGAGGGUUUUUUCAACUUGGGGAUAGGGGCGCUCCGGGCAAUCCACGGGCAGACUUUGAGACCCAAAGCGCCACUCCGGGAGCCCUUGGGCUAAUCAAUCCGCCUUGGGCUGGCGCAAUCAGAGUGAUCUCGAUAGUCGUAAACACGUGGCACAAGGAUAGACGUAGCGAACGUUUUGACAAUCCCAGCAUCAUCGAUUACUUGGAAUCUAGACGAGUAACAGAAACCGUACACAUAAAGAUGAAAGGACUCGCACUGAAAAACGAGGAACAGAAUGCGCCUUUCGAGCAUGGGACCACCAGCCAAGAUGGCACGGUGGAUAUGCUUUACUCGGAUAUACGAAGGCUUUUCACACACGACUCCGCCAAUGUUCCGCUUGUAUUACUAGUUCACGAUGAGGAGAUGGUGCGCGGAGUGCUUGCACGUUCCGGAAUUGAUGUCGGGUCAUUUACCUCCGUUGCUGCGCUGUUCCAGCGUGGUCAACAUCAGAAACUACCGCGCCGAAGGUCCUCCAGAUCACCUUCCCCGCGACGCUUGAACGGUGGCGCGUCUCAUUUCUCACGUGACUAUGAACGACGCUGGAAAUACGAACCCGACAAUGAUAUCAAACCCUUUCCUGUGAAUCAAGAGGGCCAAUCAUCAUCAUCAUCCGUACGCAUCAAAGAAGAUGACAAGAAACUGGGACCGUCACAACAAGAUGGUGCCAUUCCCCUCCCAGCUGGAUGUAUCGUAAACGUGCAGAAAAUGGUCAGGACUUUAAUGCGGGUUGCUCAAACUGGCCCUAGCGUGCAGGCGACAGCGCAACGCAUGAAUAUACCAGCAAACCCACGUCUCCCGUGUGCAGGCAAUGAAUGCCACUUACUCUUGAACAUGUGGAUUUCAAUGAUAGAGGGACGUGCAAUCGACGAGCAAUGGAUGGACCGCUUAGCGCACCCAAUUCAGCCUCCUUCACCAACCAUAGAUCCAGUGGAGGUCGGUACAGACGAGGACGUCGACCCGAAUGACUAUAUACCCCCGUCGAUGAGAAAUACCGGCGGAACGACUGCCCAAGAGGAUAACUGGUCCGACGACGAUUGGUAGAAGUGAUAUUGGGCAUUCCCACUAAGUUUGUCUUUCUUCUUGCUUGCGUGGAUAGCUGAUUUUUGCUAUCACGAGCUAUCGAGCAUCCUAUAAUAUGAAAUGGACAACGGACCGCGAUGUAUAACACACUUGUCGUGACAAUACGUUGUAGAAGCGUCAUCAAUUGGGUGCUCAACUUCGUUAACGCUCUGAACUUCUUCAGUCCUUUUCAACUCUUCGAGAGCUGCAAAUUCAGCAGCGA
Suillus subalutaceus is the source of this 1865-nucleotide messenger RNA. RefSeq lists its product as uncharacterized. The coding region runs from base 149 to 1624 and encodes 491 amino acids. NCBI's taxonomy places the organism in Eukaryota, Fungi, Basidiomycota, Agaricomycetes, Boletales, Suillaceae. The record is from RefSeq and is a predicted model, not a curated record. The transcript is spliced from 9 exons.